Sphaerodactylus townsendi is the source of this 7795-nucleotide messenger RNA. It is a transcript of the gene NSD3, whose product is annotated as nuclear receptor binding SET domain protein 3. Lineage: Eukaryota; Metazoa; Chordata; Lepidosauria; Squamata; Sphaerodactylidae. The record is from RefSeq and is a predicted model, not a curated record. Gene Ontology annotation, biological process: regulation of DNA-templated transcription. Gene Ontology annotation, cellular component: chromatin; nucleus. The transcript has 25 exons. Gene Ontology annotation, molecular function: protein binding; histone H3K36 methyltransferase activity. Bases 461 to 4870 code for a protein of 1469 amino acids.
CGGCCUGUGUGUGGAGCUUUGUGUGCGGGAGGAGAAAGAGGCGGAGGGAGCGGGAACGAGCAGGGCCGAGGCCGGGAACCAGCGAGCGCGAGCGGAGCGCCCCCUCUCUGCCGCCCCCUCCCCACCGCGCUCUCGUCGGCUUCCCGCGCGGCCUUGCGGCUCCGUGGCCGCCCGGGACGGCGGCCGUGGUGGAAACGGCACUAGGUGGAGGCGGAGGCGGCAGCAGCAGCAACGGGAACGUUGCAGAAAUUGAGGCCGGGGAUCGAGCGCGGCCUACUGCGGGGCCUGGCCCGCCCCCCUCGCCGCCGAGCCCGGGCCGGCCUGGCUUGGCGCUUUCCUGCGUGGCUUCAGCGUGUUGUGUCUCGGCUGGGAUCGUUUCGUUACGGUGGGGGGAUUUAGAAUGGAACAGACUGAAGGCCCUAUGAGAAAAAGGGAAAGCUAAGGAUGCUGGAGCAGAACAAUGGAUUUCUCCUUCUCUUUCAUGCAAGGGAUCAUGGGAAACACAAUUCAGCAACCACCUCAACUCAUUGACUCGGCUAACAUCCGCCAAGAGGAUGCUUUUGAUGCUAGCAGUGACAUCACUGAAGAUGGUAGACAGACACCAUAUGAAGCUGCUCUUGCCUUGCAGCAAGGUUUUCAGUAUCCUACGCCAACUACAGAGGACCUUCCACCCCUCAUUAAUGGAUUUCCACCAAUCAGCAUGUAUGAACCCCAAGCCAAAUACCAGUCAUAUAGUCAGUAUCCCAAUGGUUCAGCAAAUGGCUAUGGCACAGUUAGAAACUUUAGUCCCCCAGAGUAUUAUCAGAUGGAGAACUCUAACAUAAGGUCUCAUGACAUUCUGGAAAAACCAUCUCCUCCACAGCAGCCACCACCUCCUCCUCCUUCAGUGUCCCAAACGGUGAUUCCAAAGAAGACUGGUUCACCAGAAAUAAAAUUAAAAAUAACCAAAACAAUCCAGAAUGGCAGGGAAUUGUUUGAGUCCUCGCUGUGUGGGGACCUUUUGAAUGAAGUGCAGGCGAACGAGUAUGCGAGGGUAAAACAUGAAGGGAGAAAAGAGAAGAGGAAAAAAAGCGGCAAACAUGACUCUUCCCACUCAGAAGAGCGCAAAUCGCAUAAAAUUCCAAAACUAGAUCAAGAGGAACAAAAUGGCAAAAGCACAUGCCUAGAUUUGUUUUCCUGUACUCCCAGUGAGAAAACUGUGUGUAUGAAGGAGGCUGCAGCAGAGAGACCAAAUGAGAGGCUGAGCACACUGUCUGAAAAACCAAGGGAAGAAACAGUACCGUUGGAUGAAACCCCUGCCCAGGAGGAGGAGGAGGAGGUCUCUUCUCCUCUUCCAGCACAAACAGCAAGUGAUGACAAGUUUGAGGUGGGAGAUCUGGUCUGGUCCAAGGUGGGAACGUACCCUUGGUGGCCCUGCAUGGUUUCAAGUGAUCCUCAACUUGAAGUUCAUACCAGAAUUAACACAAGAGGUGCUCGGGAAUAUCAUGUUCAGUUUUUUAGUAACCAGCCCGAGAGGGCAUGGGUGCACGAGAAGCGGGUACGAGAGUACAUAGGACGCAAACAGUACGAUCAGUUGGUGGCAGAGGCUACCAAGCAAGCCAAUCACUCUGAAAAACAGAAGAUUCGCAAACCAAGGCCGCAGAGAGAGCGUGCACAGUGGGAUAUUGGCAUUGCCCAUGCUGAAAAGGCAUUGAAAAUGACUCGGGAAGAGAGGAUAGAACAGUACACGUUCAUCUAUGUAGAUAAAGAACCAGAGGAGGCUUUGUCAAAAGCCAAGAGGACUGUUGCCCCUAAAGUGGAGGCUAAAAAAACCCGGAGAUCUAAACCGUCACCUAGCCCUCAACCAGAACAGACCAAUGAGGUUUCUACGGUAACCUCCUCGUCUAAUAUCGAGGUGCGGAGACAUAGCCAGAGAAGACAGUCUAGCGUGGAAGAAGAGCCACCCCCUGUGAAAAUAGCAUGGAAAACUGCUGCAGCCAGAAAAUCCUUACCAGCAUCAAUAACCAUGCACCAGGGGACGUUGGACCUACAGAAAUGUAAUAUGUCUCCAGUUGUUAAAAUUGAACAAGUUUUUGCUCUUCAGAAUGCUGCUGGCAAUGGAAAGUUCAUUGAUCAGUUUGUUUACUCUACCAAGGGCAUAGGAAACAAACCAGAAAUAAUCAUCAAGGGGCAAGACAAGGUCACCUCCAUAUCUGUCCAGCGAAACGAGCGAACCUCAUCACAAAGCGCAGCAUCUCCUGAGACAUCUGGGUUGGCAAGUUCUGUAGAAAAGAAGCAACAGAGAAGAUCAAUACGAACUCGCUCAGAGUCUGAGAAAUCCACCGAAGUUGUGCCAAAGAAGAAGAUCAAAAAGGAGCAGGUAGAAACAGUCCCACAGACAGCGGUGAAGACUGGAUUGCAGAAAGGUGCCAGUGAGAUUUCAGAUUCUUGUAAGCCUCUAAAGAAAAGAAGCCGUGCCUCAACAGACGUGGAACUGACUAGCUCAGCGUACAGAGACACAUCUGACUCAGAUUCACGAGGACUUAAUGACUUACAGGGUAGCUUUGGAAAGCAGUCAGACAGUCCUUCAGCAACAGCAGACGCUGAUGCUUCUGAUGUACAGUCCGUGGACUCUAGUUUAUCAAGAAGAGGUUCUGGGAUGAGUAAGAGAGACACUGUGUGUCAGAUCUGCGAAAGCUCCAGCGAGCCUCUCGUGUCCUGUGAAGGCGAGUGCUACAAAGUCUUCCAUACAGAAUGCUUAGGGUUGAGUGCACAGCCUGAUGGGAAAUUUGUCUGUCAGGAAUGCAAAAAUGGGCAGCAUACGUGCUUUUCUUGCAAGGUUGCUGGCAAAGAUGUGAAACGCUGCUCUGUCAAUGCAUGUGGCAAAUUCUAUCACGAGGCCUGCGUCCGCAAGUUUGCCACAGCUGUUUUUGAGUCCCGGGGAUUCCGUUGCCCGCAGCACUGCUGUACUGCCUGCUCUAUGGACAAGGAUAUUCAUAAAGCGAGCAAAGGUCGCAUGGUGAGAUGUUUGAGAUGCCCCAUUGCCUAUCACUCUGGAGAUGGCUGCAUCGCGGCAGGAAGUUUGCUUGUGUCACCCCACAUUCUCAUCUGUAGUAACCAUUCCAAAAGGAGCAAUCACUCUUCAUCAGCUGUAAAUGUAGGCUUUUGUUUCGUUUGUGCAAGAGGGCUGAUAGUGCAGGAUCAUUCAGACCCCUUGUUCAGUUCAUAUGCCUAUAAGUCCCACUACCUACUGAAUGAAUCAAAUCGUGCUGAGUUGAUGAAAUUACCUAUGAUUCCUCCUUCUUCGUCAGCUUCCAAAAAGAAAUGUGAGAAAGGUGGGAAGUUGUUAUGCUGCGAAUCAUGUCCUGCAUCCUUCCACCCGGAAUGUCUGAACAUAGAGAUGCCAGACGGCUCGUGGAACUGCAAUGACUGUAAGGCUGGCAAGAAACUGCGAUACAAGCAGAUCGUUUGGGUCAAGCUUGGAAAUUACAGAUGGUGGCCAGCUGAGAUCUGCAAUCCAAGGUCUGUUCCUCUCAACAUACAGGGCCUCAAACAUGAUAUCGGGGACUUCCCAGUGUUUUUCUUUGGUUCACAUGACUACUAUUGGGUACACCAGGGCAGAGUAUUCCCUUAUGUUGAAGGAGACAAAAGCUUUGCCGAGGGGCAAACUAGUAUUAACAAGACCUUCAAGAAAGCACUUGAAGAAGCAGCAAAACGCUUCCAGGAGCUGAAAGCACAAAGAGAAAGCAAAGAAGCACUUGAGAUAGAGAGGAAUUCGAGGAAACCCCCUCCCUACAAACACAUUAAAUCCAAUAAAGUAGUAGGGAAGGUUCAGAUUCAAGUUGCAGACUUGUCUGAAAUCCCACGCUGUAACUGCAAGCCAACAGAUGAGAACCCUUGCGGCCUGGAGUCCGAGUGUCUCAACCGAAUGCUUCAGUACGAGUGCCACCCCCAGGUUUGCCCUGCAGGAGAGCGCUGUCAAAACCAGUGCUUCACCAAAAGACUUUAUCCAGAAGCAGAAAUCAUCAAGACAGACAGGCGAGGCUGGGGCCUUAGAACAAUACAGAGCAUUAAGAAGGGUGAAUUUGUAAAUGAGUAUGUUGGCGAACUAAUCGAUGAAGAAGAAUGCAGAUUGCGAAUCAAGCGUGCCCAUGAGAACAGCGUGACUAAUUUUUAUAUGUUAACUGUUACAAAGGACCGCAUAAUAGAUGCUGGCCCGAAGGGGAAUUAUUCACGCUUCAUGAACCACAGCUGCAAUCCCAACUGUGAAACCCAGAAGUGGACAGUGAAUGGGGAUGUCAGAGUUGGGCUUUUUGCUGUAUGUGAUAUUCCAGCAGGGAUGGAGUUAACAUUUAACUAUAAUUUGGACUGUUUGGGAAAUGGCAGGACAGAAUGCCACUGCGGAGCAGAUAACUGCAGUGGGUUCCUGGGAGUGCGUCCAAAGACGGCAUGUGCAACGGCAAAUGAAGAGAAGGCAAAGAACGCCAAGUUGAAGCAGAGGAAACGGAAAAUAAAAACAGAACAGAAGCAGAUGCACGAGGACAACUGUUUUCAGUGUGGAGAUGGGGGUGAAUUGGUCAUGUGUGACAAAAGAGACUGUCCCAAAGCGUACCACCUCCUCUGCCUUAACCUGACACAGCCGCCCUUUGGGAAGUGGGAAUGUCCGUGGCACCAGUGUGACAUCUGCGGCACCCCAGCAGCUUCGUUCUGUGAGUUCUGCCCUCAUUCUUAUUGCAAGGAUCAUGAAAAGGGGGCGCUUGUGGCCUCAGCCUUGGAUGGGCGUCCAUGCUGCUCUGAACACAAUCCUAAGGCCCCAGUGGCACCGGAGUACUGGAGCAAGAUCAAGCGCCGAUUGGAACAGCAAAAUCCCGAGGAAGAGUCGAAAGAAUAAACUUGUUUUUCAAAAAAAAACAAAGAACCAAACCAACAAACCCGCACCCCGCACCUUGAGUGCAAAUCAUUGUGAUUUUGGAUUCAGUGCCAUGGCACCCUCAUUUUGUGUCUUCAGAACUGCUUCCGUGAAACUCAAACAGGGACCAUCUAUUCCUGAGCAGCGGUGAGCAGCCUGUGGCAUCUGUGGCCUGUCUGUUGGCCCCCGAGUCUGUGUUUCAGGCUGUUGCAGGAUGGAAAGAAGUGUCUUUGCAGCCUUCUUUUCGUUCCUGGAAGAGGAAACCUUUCUGACGUUGAGGAAGGAAAAAAAAAGACAUCAUGUUAAAAAGUAUCUUCUUUGAGUGUAGAAACCAAACAUAGCAAGAUAUUUAUUUAUUUAAUUUUAAUGAACAUUUGCGGAUUUCUGGUUCUAUUACAGUCAGUGUGUCUAAAAGGAGUAGCAACGCCAGUCUGGAAUCUAUCUAUCUGCAUCUGUAUUUCCCCCCCCCAUCUAGCUUUAGAACUAUGAAAAAUAAGCCCUCUUCCCACGCCAGUGGCCUUUCAGAUAAAUCUGUUAGUGGGUAGAACAAAUGCUGAUUGUGGCAGUUGACAAGUAAGGAGAUGUCUUCAUUCCAUUAAGUUCACUGGGGACAAAGAGUUUUGAGACGGAAAAUUGGUGUAUGUCAUCUCACUUUGCAGUUAAAUUCCAUGAUGCCAGAGGGGGGAAAAAAAAGAAGUUCUCACACAAGAAAUGAAAUGUGACCCACUUAUUAUUGAAGUUUGUUCCAUUUGACUCCAUUUGCGGCAACUCCAAAAAAGCGUAAUUCACUGGGAGCUUCUUAUGUAUUGGCUUUCUAAAAUCCUGCUGCAUUUCAACAGAAUUUGUGCAGGAGAAGGUUGAGCGCAUCAUAAUCCCAUGGUAUUAAUGUUAAAAAGUUAGGCGGUUUCUGGAUACUUCAUGUUUUGCCUGGUCCCCAGUAUAAUUAUGCAUAGACCACUUUUCUGCCAUUGCUUGCAUUUUAGGGCAAUUAAGCAGAGAGGAUUUUAAACGGCUUUAUUUUGCCUUCUACAGUCUGCCAUGCUUUGAAGAUGAGAGUGGGAAUCUCUUGUCAUUUCACCGUGAGCUUGAAGGCUUUUCCCUAGCUUGGCUCUAACAGGCUCUUGCUUUAUGGAUCAUGUAAAAAGCAAGGCUUGUGCUCCAGACCUUUGGAUUUUCCACUAUGAUAUGCCAUGUUCAUUCUUUAACUUUUGGGAGAAAGAGUUUGUUUGCCGUUCAAUAUGUGGACUUUAGAUGGCAGCUCUGUGUUUGUUUGAUGGCACUUGUCCAUGAUCUAAUAGUUUAGUGGACCAAGCUUCGACCAAGCUUCAUCUUCUGUGAGAGGAAUGAGAGUCCUACGGAUGUUGUAUUAUUUGUCCUGGGCGUUCUGGAGGUCUGGAAUUGACUUUGUGUGUGGCUUGGUCAAAUGGAAUCUUCUUUAUUGAGUGAGGAUGACAGCCAUCUCAUUUGAACCCAUUAGUGUAUUUUAAAUGCAUUUCCUUAACUCGAUAUUAACAGCCCUUGCUGAAGCUCACAGUAUUGACAGAGCAGAGUGUAACUCCCAAAUAUUGUUUCUUUUUUGUUAGUAGUUUUUCACAACGAAUGCAGCACUAAAUUAAAUUUCACAUUUAACUUUCUCUUACUGGUUGAUAUUUCAUGAAGACACUUUGUAAAGGUAAUCCCCUGUAGAGGUAUUGGGUCAUUUCUGACCCAUGGGGUGAUGCCACAUCAUGACAUUUACUAGGCAGGUUUUGUUUACAGGGUGGCUUGCCAUUGCCUUCCCCAGUUAUCUACACUUUACCCCCAGCGAGCUAGGCACUUGUUUUACCAACCUCGGAAGGGUGGAAGGCUGAGUUAACCUUGAGUCGACUACCUGAAACUGACUUCUUGGUUGAACUACAAUUGUGAAUGAGUUACGAAGAAAAGCUCAACUUCAGACACUGAGUGACCAGUGCUAGAAAGCAAACAUUGGAUAGAUAUCCUGUGAUAACGCAAGAGGUUAUAUUGUUUAGAUUUUGCAUUUUGCAUUUUAAAUGACUAUAAUCUAAGGGCAAAGAAAAUGUCAUAUCUAGAAGUGACAUCUCCCCCCAGUUGUGUGUGCACGUGCGUAAAGUGCUGUUAAGUUACACCCAACAUAUGGCGACCCCAUAAGUUUUUCUAGACAAGAGACAAAUUGGAGAGUAAACCAGGUAUGAAGUACUUAAACGCACUACAUUUCUUUAAAGCCCCUGAAAAUGUCCUAUAGCUGCAGUUCUGUCUGCAGCCCCUUCUCCACCCCUCUCCACUGCUUUUACUUUAUUGCUUUAUCUCAUAAUCUCCUUUGAAUGGCACAGAGCACUAAAGCAAGCUGCUAAGCCUUCGAUUACACUAAGAAACUUUUAGAACACUACAUUUUGUUCUUGAGUAUUAAAAACUUAAUUUUCCGAAGGUGGUAUUUGCUAGCUUUUAAAAAUGUCUCUCUCCCCACUCCCAAGCCCAUUGCUUUCCUUGCUGCUGCAGUUCUUGUACAGUGUUCUUCCUGUUCCAUUCAGUCCAGUGGGCACAGAAUAUAUAGUGACUCUUUUGUGCUCUCCUCCAUACACUCCCUUGUCAUUGCACAGAAAGAAAAGUUGCAAGACCGUGCCCAGAGCCUCUCAGAGCAUUCUGAGAGGGCAAAUAGCCAGUCCCUAAGAUUUAACCAUCACGCGCAACUAACAGAGAUGGAAUUUGAAAUGUAGCAAGCUGCUAGCCUUGGGCAGGAUCAAGCUGUGUCACAGCACUGUGCACAGAGCCUGUUCCAUGUGUCAUGUGAGGAAGAGUAGAAGAGUUUGGAUUUAUAUCCCCCCCCCUUUCUCUCCUGCAGGAGACUCAAAGGGGCUUACAAUCUCCUUGCCCUUUCCCCCUCACAACAAACACCCUGUGAGGUAGGUG